AUGCUGUCGUACCAGGACAGUGCCCCCUCCAUUACGAGUAAAUCCACUCGCCAGAGUGUGUACCAGACCAACGGACGGCCACUCAGCGAGGAGGCCAUCUACAGGGCCAAGUUGAAGUACGGAAUCUACAACAACCCGGCCAAGGUCAACCUUGGCGUCGACCCUUCCGCUUCAGACACCGCCGCGCUGCUGGCCUCCUCUUCAGAUCUGUCUGUGCAUCCUUACAAGAGAGAAUUGUCCGCAGAGGCCGCCACUGCCGCCCUGAUUGCCAAGACGGACUCUGCGCCUAGGGCCUGGAAGCGCAACACCUUUGCACCGGAAGCAGAAUACGCCGCCAUCAGUGCCAAGUCCCAGAAGUACCCGUUCUUCGAGGAGGACGAGGACGGCGGCGACGCGGAGCUGUCGCAGGACGCGGCCUCGUCUGUGCUGCGCAAGUCCGCGUCGGCCACCGCCAAAUCGGCCCUCCAGGACGUGUACGACUUUGACGACGUGCGCUCCGGCCGCACCACCAUGAGCAACCUGCAUGCCUCGUCGACCCCGGGCACCACCGUGCGCGGCGCGUACGAGGCCAGCAAGGUGAUCAACAUCGGCCGCAUCCUCAACCGGGCCACCGACUCGGCCACCAAGAGCAUGAACUCCAGGAUCAACCCGGACCAGGACUUCCGUUCCGGCCUCACCACGGCCAACGCCUACACGAGCGCAAACGGCGCGGUCGAUAUAUCCAAGAUCACGUUCUCGGCCAAGGAGAGCGCGCUCAAGAGCAUGUCCUCCAGGCUCAACCCGAACAGGGACGGGCUGUACGGCAUUCCUACGGCGAGCGACAACCUGAACAACGAGGAGUUUGCGUCGGUCGGCGCUCUGGCGUCGCUCAAUUUCGACCCGCGGCUGGACUAUGCGGCGGCGGAGCGCGCGACGCUGGCGCGCAACUCGCUCAUCGACAACCGCGUGCUCAUCAAGGCCAUCAGCAACGCCAAUGCCAUGCUCGACCAGAUCGACAACAAGGCUGUGCAGGACAAUAUAUUUGGCAACCGGGAGUGGAACGUGAAGGCCCUGCAAGUUGCGCAGGCGAACUUCGAGAAGCGCAAGAACCAGACGAGCGGCAAGAUUGAUGUUGGCGGCGGGCUUUGGAUGAGCAUUGACGAGAUAAACCGCCUGGCGUCGUCGGUGGUGACUCCGAUUUUGUCCGAUCUGAACGACAAGGUGGAGCAGCAGCGUAUGACGAACUUGGCUGCGCAGCAGCGCAAAGCCGAGCUGAAGCAGGCGCAGGCGGAGUUCUUCGCUGCUCAGAAACAGGCCAAGCUCGAGGCUAAGCAGAGACGCGAGGCCGGCAAGGUCUCACGUCGCCAGAAGCUGCAGGAAGAUAAGGACACGCUAAGAGAGCAGCAGGCGCAGAUGAAGGCCGAGCAGCAGGCCGCUCUCGAGGCCAAGCAGCAGGAGUUCCGCGAGCAGAUCGAGCAGGAGGAGAAGAGCAAGCAGGAACUCGACGCCGAGCGGAACGACAAGCUGACCGGGCUCCAGAAGGUGAAGGACGGCAAAGACGCCGAGAGACAGGCCGAGCUGGAUGCGAUCCUCGCCGAGAAGGACGAGGAGCUAGCUCCGCUCGUGGCAGAGUGCGAGAAGGAGACUACUGCGUGGAACGAGCUUAAGGCGAAGCGCGAAGAGGCCGAGGCGUAUUUGGCGGAGCACCGGGACCGCUAUGAGAUUGCUAGUGCGAAAUUGGAGUCGACAUUCAAAAAAUUGGAGAAAAUCACCGCCAAGAUCGCCGAGGCUGAGGCUGCGGUUGCAGCCGCGUCGAGCGAGUCUAACAAAGUGACCUCCGAGAGCGACCAGGUGCACGAGCAGGCCGAGAAGGAGUACGAGCAGAAGAUGCGGGAGCACGAGGAGUAUGUGGCGGCGAGAUCCAAGCUUACGCAACAGAAGGAGGAGCUUGAGGGGCAGAGAAAGGGCCUUGUUGCCGAGUUGAAGGACCUCAAGGCGGCUAACAAGCAGCAGGAGAAGAAAAUAAACUCGAUUUUGCCCGAGCAUCUGCAGAGAGACAUCAGCAGUGACAUUUCCGACGAGGAGACGAUCGACCAUUCGAAGUUCAAGCUCGACGACGCGUCGAUCCCUGAACCGCCGCCCGUGAAGGUGGAGGAGCCAAAGAAAGAACCAGUCGACUACGGAUUUACCGAGGAUGACGAGCCAAAGCUGGUGAAGCGGACGGAGCAGCAGCCAGAGCAGCAGCCAGAGCAGCCAGAGGAGCCGGAGGAGCCAGUGGCAGACGUGGCUACCAGCGAGCCAGCUGCGGUCGAGAAGCUUGCGGCUGUGGAGGAGAAGCCAGCUAAGAAGAAGAAGGAGGGUCUGGGAAAACGGUUCCUCAAGUUCAUGACCCAGGAGCCACCGAAGCCAAGGAAGAAGGUGAAGGCUUCUCGUAAGGCAGCUCCACAGGCAAAGGAGACCAAGAAAGAGCCAUCAGAGGAGGCGGCAGAUGCAUUCUCGAACUUCUCUCAAGGCUCAGAGGUUGCUGAGAAAUAA
Messenger RNA from Ogataea haglerorum, 2514 nucleotides. RefSeq lists its product as uncharacterized. Gene Ontology annotation, biological process: eisosome assembly. The coding region runs from base 1 to 2514 and encodes 837 amino acids. The transcript has a single exon. NCBI's taxonomy places the organism in Eukaryota, Fungi, Ascomycota, Pichiomycetes, Pichiales, Pichiaceae. The record is from RefSeq and is a predicted model, not a curated record.